Plodia interpunctella (Indianmeal moth) is the source of this 3300-nucleotide messenger RNA. RefSeq names its product arylsulfatase J-like. The record is from RefSeq and is a predicted model, not a curated record. The transcript is spliced from 8 exons. NCBI's taxonomy places the organism in Eukaryota, Metazoa, Arthropoda, Insecta, Lepidoptera, Pyralidae. The coding region runs from base 63 to 1745 and encodes 560 amino acids.
UGUUAAUAGUAGAUAUCCACUUCGUCAUUUCGAUAGCAUUGUCUCUCGCGAUUGUCACUAUAAUGUGGUAUCGAUUAUUAUUGAAAAUACACUUGCAGCAUCCAGUCAAGAUGGGUCUGAUAUAUGUUUUCAUAAGUGUUGUGAUUGCGAUUAUAGUAGUUGUGACUGGAGAAAAAAGUGGCCGGCCAAAUAUUGUUUUCAUUAUAGCUGAUGAUUUGGGUUGGGACGACGUGAGUUUCCAUGGCUCAGACCAGAUCCAGACGCCCAACAUCGACCUGCUGGCGUACUCGGGAGUGGUCCUGGAGAGGUACUACUCCCACUGUCUGUGCACGCCUUCUCGAGCUGCUCUCCUCACUGGGAAAUUUGCACAUCACCUUGGAAUGCAGGGUUAUCCUUUGACGAAUGGUGAAGAUCGCGGAUUGCCGUUGACGGAGAAAAUACUACCUCAAUAUCUGAAGGAGUUGGGUUAUUCGACACACCUGGUGGGGAAGUGGCACUCUGGGAAUUCCCGAAAGAAGUAUUUCCCCAAUGAACGAGGUUUUGACAGCUUCUUUGGCCAUAUAAGCGGAUAUAUAGACUAUUACGAAUAUGUGUUGGAGGAAACGUGGGAUUCUGGCAAAGUAUCUGGCUUUGCUUUAUACCGGAAUUUCACUCCAGCAUGGGACGUCGAAGGCUACAUCACUGAUGUUUAUACAGAAGAAGCAGUAUCAAUAAUAAAAAACCACGACGUAACAAAGCCUCUGUUUCUGAACAUCGCUCACAACGCACCGCACUCGGGCAACCAGGCUUCGUUGAUGCAGGCUCCCCCUGAGGACGUGAGGGCAAUGCGCCACGUCGAGCUGCCCGAACGACGGACACUUGCCGCAAUGCUUAAAAAGCUUGAUGAGAGUAUUGGGAAUAUUGUAGAAGCUCUGCUCAAUAAAGAUAUGUUACAAAAUACCAUUAUAGCAUUUGUAUCAGACAAUGGAGGCAUGACCACUGGCGAUCCUGACUACUCUGUCAAUUAUGGCUCUAAUUGGCCUUUGAGGGGGUUCAAAAUGUCGCCUUUCGAGGGAGGUAUUAGAGUCGUUGGUCUUUUAUGGACACCCACUUUAACUCAUCAUCUAUGGAAAGGUCGUAUGCAUGUUGUGGACUGGCUCCCGACUUUGUUGAAGGCAGCAGGAGCUGAUGAUAUACCUGAUGGAAUAGAUGGCAUUGACCUUUGGAAUCAAAUUACAACAAACGCAGAUACAUCUAGAAAUGAUAUAUUCGAAAUUGAUGAUUAUACAGGUUUUGCUGCGAUUAUAGCAGGAGAUUAUAAGUUAGUGACAGCAAAUGUGUCUUUAAGCAAUAGUGAUUACCAAGGAGACGAUUUAAGAGGUGUCAUAGGUGAAGCUCCUCCAUAUGAAGAUACUAUUAGGAAGAGUAAAAUGUAUUCCAUUUUGGAGAAAAUUGGAAAACCAUUUAACAUGGACAAUAUUGAUUUGAGAGAGAAAAUUAGGGUUGAUUGUAAGGGGAGAGAACGUAACAGUAGUACUGCUUGCUAUCCGCUUAAUGGUAAAGUGUGUUUACUAAACAUCAAGGAAGACCCGUGUGAGAGUACAGAUUUAUCUGAAUUGUACCCAGAUCUUGUGAAAGAGUUAACCGAUCGUCUAAAAGCUGAAAUAGAAAGCAGAGUACCUCGAACUGCCCCUGUGUUCAGAGAUCCUAGAGCAGCACCAAAAUUGUUUAAUUAUACGUGGACAUAUUUUGCAGAUUAUUUUUAAGAUUGCAUUGUUUUGUUCCGAUAACUGUGACAAAAAUGCUCUAGUGUUACCGUUGCAAGCACCCAUAGACUGUGAUGUCCACUUCGCAUCAAGUGGACUGCACACCUGUUUGCAUAACGUUUGAAGGCCGCCAGUGCAUAAUCUGCUAUCUUUGUUAAUAUUUGCAUAAAACAAAAUAUAGGUAAGUCUGCUAACUAACAAAUAAUACAGUAAUAUACACAGUAAUCCGUGUUAUCAAUUAAUGCAUUCAAAUGAAAUUUAUCUUCACUUUGUGGUACGAUUUAGUGUUGUGUGCAUUAUUGUAUACAACUAUCGAUAUACGCUCGAUAUACAACUAUCGAUAAGUUUAAAAUAAAAUAUUUUACAGAAUAGGAAUACGUUGAUAAGAUUUUUUUGUUUUGAUGACUAUUCGAAGGUAUAUUAUUAUAAACACCAGUGCAAAAAUAACUGUGAUACUGAAAAUGCUUUUUAAGUGAAGACAAAAUAAAACAACACAUUUUGGUAUCACACGAAUGCUCCAUAUUAAAAUGACACAUAGAAGUGACAUGUGAUGUCACAAUAGGUAAUAGGUUUGCAAAAAAUGUUAUGUUUGUUUGACAGCCACACAAUAUUGCGUGUGAUGACUUUAUUGUGUUAAGUUUAUAUCUAUUUUAUGUAGAUUAUACAUAGCUAAUUUUUACAAUUCUCUGACCUCAUCUACCAUAUUAUCAGCCAGUUGUUAUUGAUUACUUACAUACAAUACUGUCAAUAGAAAAUAAUUGUGACAAACGUUUUGUUUCACGAAAAUGCGAAGUAAAAGACACAUGAAAUAUAUAAUAUAUAAAUUUGGUGCAGUUUAAUGAUUUUCCGUAGGUAACCUAGCGAUAGAAUUCAACUUUUGUUUAUUUGGAACGAAGAUUUUUAACUUGUUUUUCAGUUUUAGAAUUAAUCAUUAAUCGAUAUCGAUAUAAGAUAUUAUUGCCAAACCUAUUAAAAAAUAUUACGAAAAGUUAACACACUAGGUACUUAAGUUUAGUUAAGUAGUGGAUACUGUUACCCUUUUUAAUAAUUGAGUUGAAUAAGAAUUAGAAUAAGAGAGAGAACAAAAUACAUAUUUAAACAUAUUUUGUGAUCUCCCUCUAACCCCUCCGCUUUGAUAACAUAUUGCUUUAAAUGUCGAUGAUAUUCUAAAUAUCGUUUUAGAUCAGCUUAUUAAAGAUCUGUUGAAGAGCAUAUCAUCUGUCAUCGUUUAUUUAUUAGGACACCAUUCAUAUAUGUUAAAUUAUUAUAUAGUUAUUGCCACAGGCUAUCGCACACAUAAUAACAUACUAAUUAUCUGGCUUGUAUUUAAAAGUUUUUUCGAUGCAUAUAUACUAAUACUCAAUUACUACAUAAACACCAAGGUAGUCUUUUUACACUCGUAAUUAAUUUAUUUUUUCUGUAUCUUUCGUUGUUAACUGACGCCUCAUAUGGUUUCGUUCACAUUAUUUUUCUUGUUUUAUGUUCAAGUGUAUUUAUUAGAUUAAGUAAGUUCAAAUAAGUGCAAUUUUCUGAAUAAAAAUGAAUCUUAUGUAUA